AUGGAACCUAUUACCGUCUUUAUCUCUCAAAUGGGCCCCAACCCAUGGAAGGUGGUCCUUAUGCUGGAGGAAUUGCAACUUCCAUACAAGACUGAAUUCGUGGACUUCUCGGAGGUCAAGAAAGAGCCUUAUGUGAAUAUUAAUCCUAACGGUCGCCUUCCCGCGAUGCAAGACCCAAACACCGGCAUCCAGAUCUGGGAAUCGGGGGCGAUAGUCGAAUACAUCAUUGACACAUACGACAAGGAAAACCAAUUGAGCUACGAGACAUCUCUGGAGAAGUGGCAGCUUAGGCAGUGGUUGUUCUUCCAAGUUUCUGGCCAAGGGCCGUACUAUGGUCAAGCAUCCUGGUUCAUCCGAUGGCACCAUGAGAAAGUCCAAAGUGCAAUUGAUCGCUAUCGUGAUGAGGUAUAUCGCGUUACUGGCGUGCUUGAUAAAUAUCUCCAAACACGAGAGUGGCUUGUCGGCGACAAAUGCACUUACGCUGAUCUGUCAUUCAUCGCCUGGCAACGGAAUGUGCCAUGUCUUUGUGGGGAGCGUUUCUACGACAAAUUCCCCCAUGCAUACGCCUGGAUGAAGAGAAUGGAGGCGAGGCCUACCGUGCAAAAGGUGUACUCAAUGCAGGACAAGAUCAUGACCGAACAUGCGCUGAAUUAA
This is a messenger RNA of Aspergillus caelatus, 654 nucleotides long. RefSeq names its product glutathione S-transferase family protein. Lineage: Eukaryota; Fungi; Ascomycota; Eurotiomycetes; Eurotiales; Aspergillaceae. The coding region runs from base 1 to 654 and encodes 217 amino acids. The transcript has a single exon. The record is from RefSeq and is a predicted model, not a curated record.